AUGGCUGAGCUCGUCACGCGUAGGUGUAAUACCUUGGGCUGUCCGAGAUUUCUGCGGCGCCGCUCCGGCGCGCCCACGCCGUCCACCUAUUGCGGCGGUCCAGGUGGAAUAUUCUCCUUCACGCUCGACAUCGAGGAUGAGAAGAUCGGUCUACUGCAGACGACGCGGGAGCUGCGCGUAACCGUCGUGGCUUACAGUCCCCUCGGGAGAGGCUUGCUCACCGGCAGAUAUAAAUCUCCCGAUGACUUUCACGAGGGCGACUUGAGACGAUACGUCCCCAGGUACUCGGAAGAAAACUUCCCCAAUAUCCUUAAGCUUGUCGAUGGCUUGGAGGCUAUUGGUGAGCGCCACGGCGCGACCGCGGGGCAAGUGGCUCUCGCCUGGCUGCUCGCCCAGGGCAACGACAUCAUUCCCAUCCCGGGGACAAAGUCCGUGAAGUAUCUGAAGGAGACCCUCGGCGCCGCGUCCUUCAAGCUGACGCCCGAGGAGAUCGCAGAGGUCCGCGCCGCGGCGGUGGGGAGAAAGCGGACGCUGCCAAAGGAGAGCGGUACCAGCCCCGGAUGAUCGCGUCGCUGUUCCCGGAUACUCCGCCCGCGCAGAAGUAGGCGGAAAACAGGCUUAGAGGGCAUGUGCUAAAUGGUACGCCGCUCGGAGCUAAUGCACGUCCCUUCCCCUGGUCGUAGCACCCUUAGUCGAAAUUCCAAGUAUAAAC
Messenger RNA from Gloeophyllum trabeum ATCC 11539, 712 nucleotides. Its product is annotated as Aldo/keto reductase. Bases 1 to 564 code for a protein of 187 amino acids. The transcript has 3 exons. Gene Ontology annotation, cellular component: cytoplasm. The record is from RefSeq and is a predicted model, not a curated record. Lineage: Eukaryota; Fungi; Basidiomycota; Agaricomycetes; Gloeophyllales; Gloeophyllaceae.